Molecule: messenger RNA, 2104 nt
Organism: Neocloeon triangulifer
Lineage: Eukaryota; Metazoa; Arthropoda; Insecta; Ephemeroptera; Baetidae
Gene: CkIIalpha
Product: casein kinase II subunit alpha
Exons: 8
Coding region: 285-1331 (348 amino acids)
Biological process (GO): protein phosphorylation
Cellular component (GO): protein kinase CK2 complex; nucleus; cytosol
Molecular function (GO): protein serine/threonine kinase activity; ATP binding
Source: RefSeq, a predicted model, not a curated record
CCAAAACGAUUGCUGAGGUGAGCGACGAGGUGCGCAGCAGCAAAACUCGAGUAAAAAUGGCUGCUCGCAGAGGGGGAAAGGAGAUUUUACGAGCUGUCUGAUCCACAUCGUGGCGGCGCCAGACCCCAUUUCAGCCAACAAUUUUUCGUUUCGCGUGGUGCUUGGCAAGGGCCCGUAGCAAGCCUGUGAGUGCGGCAGGUGUCCACGGCGUCCAGAGGUAUCUGCACGCUAGCCCUACUUCCCUGGGACUUGCCGUCCGCGAACCCACCUUUUUCCGACCAGCAAUGGCGCUGCCAAGUAGGGCGAGGGUCUAUGCAGACGUCAACAACCACAAGCCGAGGGAGUAUUGGGACUACGAAAGCUACGUGGUCGAUUGGGGGGUGCAAGACGACUUCCAAGUAGUGAGAAAACUAGGUCGUGGAAAGUACUCAGAAGUUUUCGAGGCCAUUAACAUAACAAACAAUGAAAAGUGUGUCGUCAAAAUUUUAAAGCCAGUCAAAAAGAAGAAGAUCAAACGAGAAAUAAAGAUCUUGGAAAACCUGAGGGGAGGCACCAACAUAAUUUCAUUGCAGGCGGUAGUCAAAGAUCCAGUCUCGAGAACGCCAGCUCUUAUAUUCGAGCAUGUCAACAACACCGAUUUCAAGGCACUCUACCAGACUCUCACAGACUUUGACAUUCGCUACUACCUCUACGAACUUCUAAAGGCUCUGGACUACUGCCACUCAAUGGGCGUGAUGCACCGUGACGUCAAGCCUCACAACGUGAUGAUAGACCACGAAGCUCGCAAGCUCCGACUGAUUGAUUGGGGCUUGGCCGAGUUCUACCACCCGGGCCAGGAGUACAACGUUCGAGUCGCCUCGCGGUACUUCAAGGGCCCAGAACUGUUAGUUGACUACCAGAUGUACGAUUAUUCAUUAGACAUGUGGUCCCUGGGAUGCAUGCUGGCGUCCAUGAUCUUCCGCAAGGAGCCAUUCUUCCACGGCCACGACAAUUACGAUCAGCUGGUGCGCAUUGCCAAAGUGCUGGGCACUGAGGAGUUGUUCGAGUACCUCGACAAGUACCACGUAGAGCUCGACCCCAGGUUCAACGACAUUCUUGGCAGACACUCCAGGAAACGCUGGGAACGAUUUGUUCAUUCAGAAAACCAGCAUCUCGUGUCGCCCGAGGCACUCGACUUCUUGGACAAGCUGCUUCGUUACGACCACCAGGAAAGACUCACAGCCAGGGAAGCCAUGGACCACCCUUACUUCUAUCCCAUUGUUAAGGAUCGAAUGCCGAUGCACUCAAGUUCGCCUACUCCAAUGGCUGGACCAGUGGCCUCGGGAGAGUAAAACUUUAACUCGUACCUAAAAUUUGCGAAGAACCAGCUGGAGUUGAAGAAACAUCUUUUCUCUAUGAACCAAGAUGAUUGAUUCCCUUCAUUCUGCUUGUCAAGGCAUUUUUGUUUCAAUCCAACCAAUCAACCAGAGAUAGACGGCUGCGUUUUAAUACAGAGAAAUGGCAAAAGACUGGCACUGAUUCUGCUUCUAAGAGUGUGGUUUCUCCACUCGACACAGACACCUAAUUAUUAAUUCAAAAAUAGUGCCUGUGCCGAGUGGACAUAGUGAGACUCUCAGUCCGAGACUCGAGUGAAACUUAAGUGUGCAUUCAAAUGCAUCAGUCCCAGAUGAUGUUUGUUCCAAGGCCAAUAUCCAUCAUAGAGAAGCAUCAGCCUCAUUGGGCUUCGAAUUUCGUUCGGUCAGGAGUCCAUACGCAUUAUAUCUUGGAAAAAUGAACUCUUACAAAAAAAGUCAAAUUUGACAUGUUAUUAUUGUACUUGCAAUGAUACUAAUUCAAUUACCUCCCUAUUUAUCUUGAGCACUGUUGAAAAAUUGCUUUGUUUGUAUGGAAAAAUCUUGUAAUGUGCUAGUAAUUACGAAUCAUAAACGAGGAAAACUUGAUUAAAAAUACAAAACAGUUAAGUGUAUUGAGGAAUUUAAAUUUUUUUAUUUUUGGUUGUACGUAACACUCAUUUUAACAAACCUUGAUCCAGCAUCAUGGGGAAAGAUUGUGUUACUUGUACAAUAUUAUCUUUCUUUUAUUAAAUUAAGGCAUAAUAAUACAA